GAAGUAGGGUACUCAUAGUGAAGUUUGAAAGUUGCAUGAAGCUCACUAUUUUAAUUGUAUUGUCUUCAAUGGUCAUUCACUCUUUCCAAGAAAAAGAACCCUCCUUAUAUAAAUCCCCCUCUUUAUCUUCUUCACCUUUAUUACACCAACCAAAACCAAGCCCUAUCUCAGUGUUAUUCUCUUCUCUUCUUAUGGAAGUGGUGGUGGAUUUCGAGGACUACUUUCCAUCGAUGGUGGAGAGUAUGGGUGCAGAAGGGUUCAUAAUGGAGUUGUGCAAUGGGUUCAGGCUGCUGAUGGACGUUGAAAGGGGGUUGAUCACGUUCGAGAGCUUGAAGAGGAACAGUGUGGUGUUGGGGUUGAACGACUUGAGAGAUGAUGAGAUCGUGGGUAUGUUGAGUGAAGGGGAUUUGGAUGGCGAUGGGGCUUUGAACCAGGUUGAGUUCUGUAUUCUCAUGUUUAGGUUAAGCCCAGGGUUAAUGUACAACAAUGCCUCUAAGCACUGGGUUGAUGAAUAUAUAUGAUGCUACUUCAAAGCAAUAUAUAUUGUAAAAUUGUUACUUAUGUUUUCUUUUCCUUUCUUCAUCUAAAUUUGUUGUUUUUGAUUAAUUGUUGAAGGGUAAAAAUGCAAUUGAUCAAUGGAAUUAAAGUAUGACUUGGAAGAAAUAAGAAAUAAGUUAAACAUCUUUAAUUC
Molecule: messenger RNA, 691 nt
Organism: Gossypium raimondii (Peruvian cotton)
Lineage: Eukaryota; Viridiplantae; Streptophyta; Magnoliopsida; Malvales; Malvaceae
Product: calcium-binding protein PBP1
Exons: 1
Coding region: 36-521 (161 amino acids)
Molecular function (GO): calcium ion binding
Source: RefSeq, a predicted model, not a curated record